Molecule: messenger RNA, 256 nt
Organism: Paramuricea clavata
Lineage: Eukaryota; Metazoa; Cnidaria; Anthozoa; Malacalcyonacea; Plexauridae
Source: the annotation of a GenBank genome assembly
AUGGAGAUAGAUUUAAUCACAAUAAAAGCACCUCAGUUUAGCAUAACCCAGGUCAAGAACACUUUCUUGAAAAUAAGUAAAACUGCAACAGGCCCUGAUGAAAUCCCAUUUUGGGUAUGGAAAGAAAACGCUGAUGUAUUUGCACCUGUUAUGACCAAGAUUUGGAAUGAAUCUCUCUCUACAUCCACAUGGCCUACCUCUUGGAAAAUUGCUCAUAUAGAUCCUUUACCAAAACUCGAGAAUCCAAAAGAAUAUU